Molecule: messenger RNA, 2142 nt
Organism: Ustilago hordei
Lineage: Eukaryota; Fungi; Basidiomycota; Ustilaginomycetes; Ustilaginales; Ustilaginaceae
Exons: 1
Coding region: 1-2142 (713 amino acids)
Biological process (GO): mRNA export from nucleus; positive regulation of DNA-templated transcription; protein import into nucleus
Cellular component (GO): nuclear pore outer ring
Molecular function (GO): structural constituent of nuclear pore
Source: RefSeq, a predicted model, not a curated record
AUGGCAGCCAGCGGUGCAUCAACCUCGAUCGUCAGUUACGACUGGGGCACUUCAUCCGAUCUGAAGGCGUUCUACACACAGACAUACACCAUCUUCACAUCUUUACAACGUAUCCAUCAGGAGGCUCUUCUCACAGAUCGCGCAGGCCACGGUGCUGCAGGAACAUCUGUGCUACCGUCUGCGGAGACGAUUCAAUACUACAACAGGAUCAGCGAGCACUACGCACGAGCCGUCCAGGACUAUCUUGAAAGGAUACAGCUCGACGACUCUGUGGACACCGCACAGUUUCAGGCAUGGCGAGAUGCACAGACUAUUCUUAGGCUCGCCGAGCUACUGUAUUACCCAAAGGAUGGUAGAGGCAUCAGUGUCGUCGGCGAGGAGCUUCUGCAUUGGCUCAACUCGUUCGACGUUGCACCCACCACUGAAGAAGGCCAGAUGAUUGCGGAAUCGGCUGUCCCCCAUGAACACCCUUCCUACUGGGACUAUGUCCUUCGAUGCCUGCUUCGCGGCUUCCACACCUCAGCAGCCUCUGUACUCAAGUCGCUCGACUCCCACUCUUCGCCUGUCAUCCAGAGAGUAGCACAGAAAGCAGCCAAACUUCUCUCAACACUGCCGCGAUCCACCAAGUUUUCCAUGGAACACGAAUUCGUCGCCGCACACCGCAGCUGGCUAGGAUCAGUCCGCAAGCUCAUCAGCAGUCUUGAAGCAGAGAUGGACGAGAUGGAGGCCGAAGCUGGUCACACCGAACAAGUUGAGGACGAAAGGCUGGAAUACGAGGCGCAAUUUAGGUGCCUUCUCGAGCUUAUGGCAGGCGUCAAAGAUCGCAUCUUCGAGGCUUGCGAGGAUUGGCGCGAGGCUCUCGGCGCGUGGGCCACCCUCGUACACCCGACACUGAAACGUGAUGAUGUGCCAACAACAGCGGCUAUCAUCCUAGAAAAGUUUCCUAUCGACGGCACCAUCCCAGGCGAAGCGGUACAGCAGCACUUGAUCAAGGGAGAAGUAAGACAGGCGGUCCAGAAGGCACAGCAGGUGGACAUCUGGCUUGGAGCGCAUCUUGGCGACCUUGCAGACAAGGUAGGGCUGCUGGAAGACGAACAACAAGCAGAGACAAGCGACUUGCGCCAAGAUUUGCUGCUCAAGUAUGCCCAGGACCUGUUGGACGAGCAGGGAUUGUGGAGGAUCGGCAUUGACUACUUGGCCGCGUGCGGGCCGGAAGGGAGGAAGAAGAUCUCGCACGUCAUCUUGUCUGUUCCACUGCACGGACCGGGGCUAGAAGAAGAGGAUGACGACGAUACUAUGGACCAAGGUGCUGACGGCAACGAUGCUCGUUCAUCCAACAAGUCGUCAGAAUUGGCCAGGGCAGAGCAAGUGUUGCGCGCAUGCUCAGAACACGGACUCGAGACAGAGGCACGAGUGGUAUGCCGCAGGAUGUCACGAUCUUUGAUGGAGCAAGGGCAGUACGGAGUGGCGAUCGCAUACUGUGUGCGAGCAUCAGACACAGUUCUCAUUCGCACAAUCGCGGAUCGCAUUUUGGGAGAAUACGUGACGAAAGGCUCUCAAGCAUUCAACGAGAUCGUCGACUCGUUCCCAUCCUCGCUCAUCUCACCAGCUGACGGUCUCGACCUCAACGGCGAGGAUAUGGUCGAUGAGCAGAAACUCACCCUCAGCAAACACGCACGAGGCUUCUUCUCCAAACGACUCGCCUUUCUCGCACGCUUCAGAGACUUUCACCGACUGUACGCAGAUGGACAGUGGGCUGCUGCUGCGGGCCUCCUUGUUGAGCUCGUCACGACCGAAGCCGCGCCAGAGCGCUUCCUGGCCGUCUUGCUUGUCGAUGCCAUCCCGUUGCUCGAAGACGGUCAAGCAACCUGGUUCGACCGCUCUCAAACGUUCGAGCUGAUCCGCAUCGUCGAACGCAUCACCAACGCUGUCUCGAUGCACCCAGACAUGUCGGAACACUUGCUCGGCUACCUCAAUCAGCUGCUCGGCGUCGAGCAAUCUCGGCAACAAAGCCAGAACAAGGAAGCAGGAUACAACAAGCAGGUCUACCCGGUCAAGCCUUCUGACAAGCUCGAUGCAGUGAGGCUGUCAUUGGCACGCAACCUGGCACGUGUAGGAGUAAUGCAAGCUGGCAUUGCUUGA